GUCUGCAGUCUACAGUCUACAAUCUUCAGUCGUCUGUGGUCGUGCUUGGCCAACGGUUGUGUAUUUGCGUACCGCUCUGCGUUUCACCGCCCCACCGCCUUCCCGCCCGCUCGUCCCGCUGUUAGUUACUAGCUUGUUUCGCUGAGCUGAACGGAACGACCGACUGCAAAUAGUAAAUACAUACACUCGACACUGCGAUGUCUUGGCUGGUGGUACUGCUGAUCCUCUACGUGAUCUGGGAUGUCAACUACUUCAUCCGCUGUGUGUUCACGGUGUUUGCGGGUCGGCUGUUCCAGCAGAAGCGCAAGGUCACGGACACCACGACGAUCUACGGGCUGUGCACGUCCCAGGAUGUGGACAUCUUCAUCCGGCACAUGAACAAUGCCCGCUACCUUCGGGAACUGGACUUUGCCCGCUUCCAUUUCUACGCCCUCACCGGUCUCUACGAGCGGAUCCGGGAGCGACGAGGCGGAGCCGUCCAGGGAGCCAGCAGCGUCCGGUACCGCCGCACCAUCCCCAUCUUCCAUCCGUACAAGAUCCAGACCAAGCUGAUCUGGUGGGACGACAAGGCCAUCUACCUGGAGCAGCAGUUCGUCACCCUUUCCGACGGCUUCGUGCGGGCGGUGGCCAUGUCCAAGCAGAACAUCACCAACGCCAAUGUCCUCGAGGUCCUGAAGACCUAUCCGGAGACCGCCCAGCGACCGGAGAAACCGGAGGAACUCAAGCUCUGGCUGGACGCCAUCGAACUCUCGAGCCAGAAGCUGCGAAAGGACAAGUGAUCUGCACGACCUGACCCACCUUCACAAAUCAUUUACUCUUGCCUUAUUUGCUUAGUCUAGUAACAUUUUUUUUUGAGUGCACAGUGCAAACAUUUUAGACUGAUUUUUCUCACAUUUUACAAAAACCAAUAUAGGUACUGUAAACAUUUUGAUUUGUUUGUUAUAAAUAACAUUGUUCCUAUUAUUCGAGAAAUUGUGAAUUCCACAUUCUAAACAACAACCCAUGACAACUUGACCAUAUGCUUAUGUUUUCACACAGUGCCUUACUUAUAAUGAAUAAUUUGUAUAAAGAUAUUACUUAAAUGGAGUGGCCGAAGCUUUUUAAAUAUAGAUUUUUUUCCAACAAAAUA
This is a messenger RNA of Drosophila subpulchrella, 1129 nucleotides long. RefSeq names its product protein THEM6. The record is from RefSeq and is a predicted model, not a curated record. The transcript is spliced from 2 exons. Bases 198 to 779 code for a protein of 193 amino acids. Lineage: Eukaryota; Metazoa; Arthropoda; Insecta; Diptera; Drosophilidae.